Messenger RNA from Trypanosoma rangeli, 309 nucleotides. RefSeq lists its product as uncharacterized. The record is from RefSeq and is a predicted model, not a curated record. Lineage: Eukaryota; Euglenozoa; Kinetoplastea; Trypanosomatida; Trypanosomatidae. The coding region runs from base 1 to 309 and encodes 102 amino acids. The transcript has a single exon.
AUGCAGCAUCGUGAUGCUGCUGCUGCUCAUCUUCAACAACAACGAUAUGGCUGCCUGGAUGAUCCGUUACCAUUGUUUUCAGGACGGCUGCUGUGGAAUGGCAUUCCUUUUGCAAGAGAAUUGGGGUUUCCAUUGAAGUAUUUUCCUUUUCGAUUGCAGAGAGAAAAAUUGAUGAAGAUGUCAAUGCAUCAUUCGAAAGCCCCGACAAAGACAGGUUGGCUUCAACCACACUGCUGCCCUGAUAUUGGGGCCUUGGCUGCUGCAACGCUUCUUCUCGUUUCCCAUCGGCGUAAAGGAAGAUGCUCCUAG